UCAACCCAUUCCCUCGUUCAUGCUCAUCGGCCGCCUCACAGCGGCCCUCAACCGCCUUCGACUCGCAAUGCCCGUUGCUUUGCGUGCCGCAUCACCUACCGGCGAGCCCGCCGCGAAGCGCAUCCGACUCUCGUCUGAGCUGGAUCCGGCUGCAGCGGCGGUCGCGGCAGCCCCACCCAAACCAACCAACGAUUCAGUCACCUCUCUCGCUUCCACAUCCUCCUCCUCCUCACCUAAGGGCAAGAAGAAGAAGCCAAAGCAGGCGUCAAAGACCGGGCCCUGGAGUGUUGUCCCCACGCUGGAGCAGGAGGCCGCUUCGGCCGCCGCCUGCGAGGAAGCAAUGGCUUUGCCAUUCGAGUUCGAGCGGAAGUACGCCCACGAGCUCGUGUACAGCAACAAGCUCGUGCUUGCACCCAUGGUGCGCAGCGGAACUCUGCCCGCCCGCCUUCUUUCGCUUUACUACGGCGCAGGGCUGGUGUGGACCCCCGAAAUUGUGGACAAGGCCAUUAUCGGGGCUCAGCGAACUGUGGACCCUGAAACCGGCAUUAUCACGUACCACAAGGGCCAGGGUGCAAUCUGGACCACGCACCCCAUCGAGAAGCCAUUCCUCAUCUUUCAGAUCGGGAGCGCCGACCCUGCGCUGGCGGCGCAGGCCGCCAAGGUCGUCGAGCAAGACGUGAGCGGCAUCGACCUGAACUGCGGCUGCCCCAAGCCCUUCUCGACGCACUCGGGCAUGGGCGCCGCGCUUCUUUCUACACCCGACCUGCUCCUCGACAUCCUGCGCGCGCUCCUGCGCGCUGUCGACAUCCCGGUAUCAUGUAAGAUCCGCCUCCUCCCCGGACAGCAGGACACGCGGCACCUCGCCGCGCGCAUCCUGCGCACCGGUGUGCGCAACCUCACGGUACACUGCCGGACGCGCGACAUGCGCCCUGGCGAGCGCGCGAUCUGGGAGCGUCUCGGCGAUGUCGUCGAGCUGGGCAAGCGGCGCGGUAUCAACGUCAUCUGUAAUGGGGACGGCGAGGGCACAGCGAACUGGAACACGAUCAAGACCCAGACGGGGGCGAGCAGCGCGAUGCUCGCGCGCAGCGCAGAAAACAACCCCUCCGUCUUCUCGCCUGACGGGCCCGUGGACAACAUCACCCAGGUUGUGCCCAAGCUACUUAACAUUGCAGAGUACGCCAAGCACAGCUGGGGCAACACCAAGUUCCUGCUCAUGCAAUACCGCCCGUCGCCGCCGCCGCUCAGCACCCUGAGCAAGCAGCAGCGCAAGGAGGUCAAUGAAGCCAUCGCGCGCAGCAAGAGCGUCGAGGAGCUGGCGGAGAGCCUCCGCAUCGAGCUCGGCCAGGGGAAGGCGUUUAUUGACGAGCUCGAGGCCAAGCUCCGGGCGCGCCCGGAGUGGGGUGCGUGGGAGGCCAGCCGUGCUACCACGGCGGAGCCCAAGCCGGAGGAGGUCAAGGAGGCACAGGUGGACGAGAGCACCCCCAUCGUCGCCGCCGCAUAGAUUCCCAUGCAGUGUUAUUAGAUGCAUAUUGUACAUUAC
Molecule: messenger RNA, 1540 nt
Organism: Cutaneotrichosporon oleaginosum
Lineage: Eukaryota; Fungi; Basidiomycota; Tremellomycetes; Trichosporonales; Trichosporonaceae
Biological process (GO): tRNA dihydrouridine synthesis
Cellular component (GO): cytoplasm
Molecular function (GO): flavin adenine dinucleotide binding; tRNA dihydrouridine synthase activity
Source: RefSeq, a predicted model, not a curated record